Molecule: messenger RNA, 672 nt
Organism: Aspergillus aculeatus ATCC 16872
Lineage: Eukaryota; Fungi; Ascomycota; Eurotiomycetes; Eurotiales; Aspergillaceae
Product: cutinase family protein
Exons: 4
Coding region: 1-672 (223 amino acids)
Biological process (GO): carbohydrate catabolic process
Cellular component (GO): extracellular region
Molecular function (GO): cutinase activity
Source: RefSeq, a predicted model, not a curated record
AUGGUUCAGGGCUCGAACGUUGAUCUCCGCCUCAAACUCAAUUUAGCAAGCCCCGUCCCCGCCCCUGCCCCGGAGGCCGGCCAACUCCAAACCCGUCAGUUCAUGGACUCGAAUGAUCUCACGUCCGGCUCCUGCAAGGACGUCACCUUGGUCUUUGCUCGAGGAUCCACCGAGUUGGGCAACAUGGGUUCCGUCAUCGGACCUCCCCUCUGCACCGCCCUGAAGUCCAAGCUUGGCGCCGACAAGGUUGCCUGCCAGGGUGUUGGCGGCCUCUACACUGCCGGACUGAUGCAGAAUGCCCUGCCGCAGAACACCGAUCCGGGGGCCAUCUCCGCUGCCAAGAGCAUCUUCGAGCAGGCGGCUUCCAAGUGUCCGAACACGAAGAUCGUGGCUGGUGGAUACAGUCAAGGAAGCGCCGUCAUCGACAACGCGGUGCAGGCGGUCAGCUCCUCCGUGCGCGACCAGAUCAAGGGUGUGGUGCUGUUCGGGUUCACCCGCAACGUCCAGGACCACGGCCAGAUCCCCAACUACCCCAAGGACGAUGUCAAGGUGUACUGCGCGGUGGGCGAUCUGGUCUGCGACGCGACGCUGAUUGUGACGGCCGCGCAUCUGACCUACGGGCUGGAUGCCGGGGAUGCGGCGAACUUCUUGGCGUCCAAGGUCAACGCUUAA